GGUUUCAAGGUUAUGCCUUGCACUGCUUGUGCUUCCUGGGGCCUGGUAAGCAAAAUGAUGGAUAGUGCAAAGCGUUGUUCUCAGUAUAUCUGUUGUACUCGUUCUUGUGAUGGCUGUAGGGUUCCUGUUUCUGCUCUUUCGCGCAUUAUAGCAGAGGAUAAGAAGUUGGAAUCGAAGGAGCGGGAGGCGGAGGUAGAGCUGGAGGCAGCUCAUCGCCGAGCGUUGAAGGUCCUUAAUAAAGCUCGCGCGAAGAUCUCAGAGUCCGCUGCCCGUCUUGCUCGUCUGCGCACCCAGCAUAGAUCUCUUGCUUCCCGAGGCGCUCAGAUGGUAAAUGCGGGCCUUGAGUUCCUUAAUGAGCUGGAUGAGCAGGAACGUCGCGAGGAGAAGGAACAUAACCUCGCCACAUUGGUUCGCGAGGUGGUAUCAGCUGAGAGCAUUUUGGCUGAGGAUCCCUUGUUCGAUGGGUUUAACUGA
Molecule: messenger RNA, 474 nt
Organism: Cryphonectria parasitica EP155
Lineage: Eukaryota; Fungi; Ascomycota; Sordariomycetes; Diaporthales; Cryphonectriaceae
Exons: 2
Source: RefSeq, a predicted model, not a curated record